AUGUUCUUGAGGGCAAGGAACAUGACAACAAGCUCCUCAAAGAGAAGUUUCUUCAGCAUGCUCUCGAGCGUAAGGGACAUGACUAUAAGUCAAACAACUUUAGAGGAACUGGAGGAAUUUAAGAUGAACGAACUACUUAUUCUUACAUCAUCAGUUCCAGAAUGUUUAAGAUCAUCCCUGGAGUACGUUGAGAUAAUUACACCUAUAGGAGGAGUUGUAGCUGAAAUGGAACUAGUGAAGUACUUCCUGGAGAACUCGACGGUUCUCAAGAAGUUUAAAAUGUGUUUGCGUCGUGGUAGAAUGAAGGAAGAGUCUAUCAUCUUGAUGGAACUCUUGAGAUUGAAGAGAUGCUCUCCUUCUUGUGAAGUUGUUGUUGACCUUGAAGAGUUAAAAGAAACUUGUCAAAUUGAGAUUUGGUUAGGACUUUGA
Molecule: messenger RNA, 429 nt
Organism: Eruca vesicaria subsp. sativa (arugula)
Lineage: Eukaryota; Viridiplantae; Streptophyta; Magnoliopsida; Brassicales; Brassicaceae
Source: the annotation of a GenBank genome assembly